AUGCUGCCGAGAGACUCCAUCUACAGCGGGGCGGUCUUCCCGCCGCAGGACAUCUACUAUGAGGGGUCCGAGGACGAAGACUACGACGAUGCGGAGGCGCGGAGGCUGAGGUAUGAGGCUGCUGGACAGCAGUUCCUUGCCGGCAGAGUUCCGAUGCUGCUGUCUGCAACCUUGAAAGGCCCCUUCGACGAGGAAUCUGGCUGGGUGAACCCGUGGCGGUCCAAGAAUCGCACCGCCAAUUCGCAACGUCGGCCUGAGUCUCAGCCUGCAGGCUCGCAGUAUAGCCUCAGGCGACCUAUGGUGUCUGCGUCUGCUUCUCCAGUUACCCAGAGGCAAUCGAUAGAGGUCCUGAAAAAUGCCGAGUGUGCUCUUCCUAGUCCGGAAAGCCUCAAGCAGGCACCUUUCACUGAACCACGUCCGCGUCUCCGAGGCAAAGUCGCUGGUCUAUAUGGUUGGGAAGAGGACGAUGCUUCUCUCUCGCCAACCAAGGAUGGCUACGGCUCCUGGGCAGCAAGUUCACCAUUACAGAAGCUGAGCAAGAGGAAAUCAAAAUCAUCGAUUGGCGCGGAUAGCACAUCGAAGAAGCGUCGUAGAGUUGAAUCAUCAGAACUUGAAAUCAAGACUCCCACCUCAGAACGACGGCGGGCUAGAACAACAAGUGCCAGCGAACAACGCACAAGGGCUUCAAGCAACACGUCGAUAUAUUCGCAUAUUCGGGAGCUUACUUCGAAAAUUCCAAGACAGGACCUAUCCAGCGAAGAGGGCGAUACGUUCGACUCUGACGACGAUGAAACUCUCAUUACUCAUCCAUCCGCUGAUGCAUCUUCAACGCAUGUGCCGAAUCCAUCCUCCUCGCUAUCAUCUCCAUUUUCGCAGCCCAGCUUCUUAAGGGCACUAUCUCCCGUUUCCAUGUCCCCAGCGCAAACACCAUCGAAGCAGAGAGUUCUGGCAACCCAAUCGCCCAGCAAAUCGCCUAGCCGCCCGCGGUCUUCGAGUGGUGUAUCUUGUCUGUCAGAAGCUCCAACAAAUCUAUCUGACCUCUCAGAUCUGGAUGCGCUAGGCGCGGGGGGUCAUGUUGACGAUGAGGCUCAUGCUUACGACAACGCCGCAGCACCAGAGUCUCACUCAUCAGAGGAAGAAUUAGAACGUUCGCCACUUGAAUUCAACGAAUGGGCGAGUGCCAGUGCUACCCAAUCGCUCCCGCGCGCAACCACCCCAAUCGACCCCAACCAUGAUGAACCCACAUCAUCUUCAGAUGAUGCAAACACAGCCCAUAAUACUGGGGGUGGCUUUAUGAAUGGUCUGGAAGCAAACUACGCAGCCUCCCGCGGAUUCAUCAUGCCCUUCGGUGCUACAACACCUACACGAAUGGCUCAUCCAAUAAUAUAUAAUGAUGCUGACGGACCUAAUGACUUGUCUCCUGACUCUAGUAUCACAGCUUUAUCGAGCGCACAACAGCCCGCUGCUAAUCGGACUGAAGCAGCCAAUGUUUCCAGAGACUCGCCAGGCAACAGUAGUCCUACAAAGACAAAAAGCCCUACUAAAUCAUCCGCUCUUCAGUCUUUGAGCCCUCGCAAUGGUAGAAUCAACUCGCGACCUGCUCCCAACAAGAUUGCUCAACCUCAUCAUUUAUCGCCUAUCAAAUCACCCGCAGCUGCAGACAAGGCAAUCUACUUUCAAGAGGAAGAUAGCCAGCGGGCAAAGGAGAAUGUCGAGUCAAAAGGAACAAGAGAGAAUCCAUUACCACAAGUUAUGAGGGCCAAUAUUCCGAUGUCACAGCCCGGCCUGAGCGAAAUUGCUCCGGACCUCACCUGCAAGGCCGAUCAUUCGAAAGUAGACAAAUCCCAGGAAGAACCCGUGGCUCGCGAUACUGCAACAUUUUCAACAGCCUCCCUUUCCAGCCAACUGCCGAUUAAAACCGCCCCGCCCACAGAGAUGGAUAACACAGCCCAGCUCAUUGUGCUGCCUAACACAUCGGAGUUGGCAGAACCAAGUCUUGCCCAGGGACAGGGGGAGGUCUCCGCUGAUUCGCAAUCUUCAGUUCCCACAGAGGAGGAUGCUGGUCUGGACAUGUUUGGGGCGCACACAUCAGAAAAGGCCGCCGAUUCCGAGUUGACAGCCGUCUUGGCAGAUGAUCAUGGCCAGACACCUCUACAGGAGCAAGAGAAUCCAACCCUCACACCUAUCAAAGCCAGUGAAAGUCUUGUCAUACCACCACAGAGUGUCAUUACAGAGCAGCCAUCUAGUGAGGACUUAUCUCUGCCAAUCGAAACCGUGGCAGAGAGACCAUCCACACCAGAGCCGCGGUUCGCCUUUACGUCCUUUUCGUCAUUCAUGUCGCCUUCUCCCGUCCAUCGCCGGCAGACACGCUUUUUUACAGGUGGGACUUGCAACAAUGUCGCCUCUACAUCACAUGGUAUCCUCGUAUCCAGCAAGAACAGGGCGUGGAGAAGCACAACAGCAAAGAAGCGAGUUUCCUGGGCCCCCUUACCGCAUGAGACGGAUGGCUCUGGCGACAAGACUUCGUCAGAGACGGACACGUCAUCAUCCUCGUCACGAGGCAGGGACCGAGCAGUUUCACCACCUCCACCGCCAUCUACAAGCCUCGCUUCUGAUUCGCUCACCGAGAGAGACAUGAAAUUCAGCCAUCACUUUGCUGCUGUAGCUGAUCGUUCAAAGGGCACACAACCGCAGAGCGUACCAACCACAUCAGGCCAUGGAUCUCGCAGCUCCGACCGGGGCCGGCAAGCCCCCGUUUCUGCAGUACAAAUCGCCAGUCCGACUCGAAUCAACGGGCCUUCCAAAUUGAACUUACACAGAGGGGAGAAGGGGUCGGCCAAGGUGACCAGCCGCGGAUGGGACGAUGACAACGACCCCACGGACAUUGUGCAGGACAUUUUCAACGAGAUGGACGACUUUUUGCAGGUCUGGGAUGUCGACGCCGAGCUUGACGAGGCCCGGAAAGCCGAAAAGGUGCAGGCUGCUGCCGGCAAGAAGAAGAAGGCUGAAACUUGGUCCGACCUGGACAUGGAUAUGGGUAUGGACAUGGACAUGUCUGCACAAUUCUUCUGA
Trichoderma aggressivum f. europaeum is the source of this 3072-nucleotide messenger RNA. RefSeq lists its product as uncharacterized. Bases 1 to 3072 code for a protein of 1023 amino acids. Lineage: Eukaryota; Fungi; Ascomycota; Sordariomycetes; Hypocreales; Hypocreaceae. The transcript has a single exon. The record is from RefSeq and is a predicted model, not a curated record.